Messenger RNA from Closterium sp. Yama58-4, 708 nucleotides. Lineage: Eukaryota; Viridiplantae; Streptophyta; Zygnematophyceae; Desmidiales; Closteriaceae. The record is from the annotation of a GenBank genome assembly.
AUGACGAGAGUCGCCACACCCCCGAUCGACCUUCUCGCUGCCCCAACGCCAUCAUCGCCAUCAUCGCCGUCAUCGCCUGGUCCUAAGCGCGGUGUGUGGGGUAGAGCCUGCACCACUCUCGGUCCUGCCGACUUCCUGUGCAAUUGCAACAAGGAAGGCUUCUUCUUCAACGAGGCUGACAAGACGUGCUUCGCCCCGUUGGUGCGUACGACGGUGGCACUGCAGCAGGGAGGCUCGAGAAGCAUUGUGCCGGCCAGCUUCUUGGCACCGCUGCCGGCAGAGCAGGCCAGUGCCAGUGGCAGCAGCGCGUGCGGCAACCUGUACGUCACCAUCGAAGGCACCGCCAAGAUCACUGUCGUGUGGAAUGCCUCCAACCCCGCCCCGCCUGUUGACGAAGCGCCCAGCAACGCCAUGUGCAAGAGCCUGUCGUUCUACGGCGAGUCGUUCUGCAAGGAGAAGCUGGGUUUUACGAUCGCGCGACCUGCAAAGAAGGGCAGCUCCUACCCCGUCACAAAAAAGACCGUCAAAGGAAUCCGUUCGCUGUUAUCAGUUGGCUGCGAGAUCACCAUGUGUGAGAAUGAUUGCGGGUCUGCAAAGUGCGUUGUGAAGGAGGGCCAGCCGCAGUGCCAGUGCCCCGAGGGCCUCGUAUUCAACGCCGCUAAGAAGCGCUGCCUCGACCCGUCUCUUGCUCCUCGUAGGCGACCCUAG